AGAAAAAGCAAGUAUUUUGUUAAUUUUUAAAAAAUUAAGUACAAAUAAUUUAAAUAAGUCAGAGGCCGUUUGAAUUAAUAAGUGUAGCGAUCUAAUUGUUCCUUAGGAAUAAAUAUUUAGCUGGGAAUAAUUGAUAAUUAUUAAAUCGCAACGAUAACAACAUAACCUUACUAAAUUGGCAAUUUUCUUAAUAUACAAAAAUAGAAAUGAGUUUCUCUAGUGCCUACUGUCUUCUAAACGUGAGAAGAACCGCCAUUUCGGCGUUUCAAUUGAACUUUCCAAAAAAGAAUUACGCAAAGAAAGAUAGUGCCAGUGUCAGCAUGCUCGGAGGAGCCCUAAAGAAAAAGAAAGGAGGCAAACUAGGUCCAGUCGUAGAAAAGAAAGUGUUGCCAGUGGAAACCGAUCCAGAAAAACUAGUCAAAUUCGUAUGUGGUUCCAAUAUUUACAAAACCGGAGAGGACGUUGCCAUAAAACCGGACAGCGAGUACCCAGAUUGGCUGUGGACCCUAAGAACCGGACCACCUCCGCCUCUGGAGGAACUCGACCCGGAAAGCUUAGAAUACUGGAAAAGAGUGCGAAGAAUGGCCAUGAGAAGAAACAAUCAAUUAGCAAAAUUAAAAAGAUUUUAAUACGAUUUCUGUGCAUAACGAAAUUAGUUAUUAGUGAACCAAUUAAAUUUAUAUAACUAAAACUCAACGUCUCUACUAAGGCAUCUCUGUGCAAAGAAUUCGUGAGGUACUUUCUUUUCCGUAUUAUCCUUAUUAGCUAGCUUAAAAAACGAAGUGAUGGAAGUAUUGUUAACUGGAGGAGCUUUCUUAGUAGGCUCCUUAUUUUCACCAUCGAUAUGAUACGCUAGUUUCUCCAAAGCAUUCUCCGCAGUCGACCAACUGAACCUCACUAACUGCGGGUACCCGAACACCGGAUCGCAGUGCCCUUCCAUGAAUUUCUUUGUGACCGGAUCUGAAAGUGAUCAGUGAGAAUCAUCGAACAACAUCGCAAUAUAAAUGAGUACCUGAUGGGUAGCCACUUCCGUAAUUCUCGUAGGUGGCUUCGAUGUCUUCUGCGAAUUUCCAAACCUUCAGGGCAUGGUCUCGAGUCACUUUGGCGCAAAUACUAGCGGCCGAGACCACCGGGUAGAGUGAAUCGGCUUUCUUUGAUACA
Molecule: messenger RNA, 1161 nt
Organism: Phyllotreta striolata
Lineage: Eukaryota; Metazoa; Arthropoda; Insecta; Coleoptera; Chrysomelidae
Source: the annotation of a GenBank genome assembly